This is a messenger RNA of Vanessa tameamea, 2492 nucleotides long. Its product is annotated as replication protein A 70 kDa DNA-binding subunit-like. The transcript has 11 exons. Gene Ontology annotation, cellular component: DNA replication factor A complex; nucleus. The coding region runs from base 240 to 2045 and encodes 601 amino acids. Gene Ontology annotation, molecular function: single-stranded telomeric DNA binding; damaged DNA binding. NCBI's taxonomy places the organism in Eukaryota, Metazoa, Arthropoda, Insecta, Lepidoptera, Nymphalidae. The record is from RefSeq and is a predicted model, not a curated record. Gene Ontology annotation, biological process: telomere maintenance via telomerase; nucleotide-excision repair; double-strand break repair via homologous recombination.
AGAAUUACAAAAUCAAAUGCACUGCAAUAAUUUCACAUUGGAAACAACUUGCUUACGUGCAUUAGUACUUCGUGCUAAUAAGCACACAACAUAUUAAGUAUUUUAAAUUUCAAUGUAACGUGUAUAGUGCAGACAAGUGUGAAUUAAAAACUUUUUACAUAACAACAUAUAAUUGAGCAACUAACUUGAACCUGCCCAAAAGUGUUGAUAUCUCAGCACUUCGUUUUAAAUUAUUUGCAAUGUCUUAUACAUUGUCAAAUGGCUCUCUCGAAAUUAUAAUGAAAGGUGGAGUUUAUGAAAAUCCUGUGAUACAAGUCCUUGGCAUUUCAAAAGUUGAAGGGAGUUCUAUCAAUGAGAGAUAUAGACUACAGAUAUCUGAUGGCAAACAUUUCCAUAGCUUUGCUAUAUUAGCAACACAACUACACCAAAAACUCUAUUCUGGGGAACUCUGCCUCUUUUCAGUAGUACAAAUUAAUAAGUUUGAAACUAUAAUUCUGAAAAAUCAUGAGAAUGAUGACAGGAGGAUGAUAAUUAUCUUGGACAUAAAUAUCAUAGUACAAGGCAAAGAAGUUGGUAAAAAACUUGGAAAUCCUCAAUCAUGGAUUAGUACAUCUGCAUCUGAAGUUCCAGCACAAACUCCAGCUUCAGUAACACCAACUCGGAUAGCCAGCCCUGCUUCUACUAGCACAAUGCCUAAGCCUUCGGCUGGCACUAGUUUCAAUACUAGUGUUGUUAAUUCCAAAUUGACUAUUCCAAUUUCAAGUCUAACUCCUUACAAAAGGAAAUGGUGUAUUAAGGCACGUGUCGUUAAAAAAACUGAGGUUAAAACUUAUGGAAAAUCAAACAAUGGAAAAUAUUUCAAUUUGGUUCUUUGUGACGACGGAGGAGAAAUCGCAGCGACCGCUUUUAAUGACGACUGUGACAAGUUCUAUAAUAAAAUAGAGGUGGACAGAGUCUACUACAUCAGUUCUUGUAAAAUCAAGCUGGCGAAUAAACAGUUUAACAAGUUAAAUAGUGAUUACGAGUUGAUGUUCCAAACAGAUACCGUGAUAGCAGAAUGUUUUGAUAAUGUAUCAACAUUACCAACUCUUAAGUACGACUUUUUGUCCAUUAGCGACAUCGCUAACAAGAGCCCUGGCGCGUUUUUGGACGUUAUAGGUAUUUGUAAGAUGGCUUCUGAUCUACAGGAGCGCACAGCAAAAAACACUGGUAAAAUACUAAAAAAGAGAGAAAUCACACUGGUAGACCAGUCAUAUGCUGCGAUCACAGUAGAGCUAUGGGGUAACAAAGCCGAAAAUUUUGAUGCCACAACAAAUACAGUAAUUGCUUUAAAGGGCGCUCGACUAGCAGAGUUCAACGGCAGCAAGUCGCUAUCUUGCCUCGGGAGCACCAUGCUGCGGACCAACCCCGACCUGCCCGACGCGCACCGCCUACGCGGCUGGUACGACCACGGCGGCGCUUCUGCAGAUUUCGUCAACAUCUCUGCCAGAGUGGGCGGUUCGGCGGGAGGAAGAACCGAAUGGAUAACGCUUAAAGAGGCGGAAACGCGUAGAACACGUUGUGCCGAUAACAGCGUAUAUUACAACUUACUGGGGGUGGUCAUCUAUACACUGUCGGACAACGUAGUAUAUAAAGCUUGUCCACAAGAACACUGCGACAAAAAAGUGGAGAACCAAGAAAACGGCAUGUUCUGUUGCAAAAUAUGUGGGAAAGAAUAUCCUAACUUCAAAUACAGACUGUUAUUGGGGGGAACCAUCUCCGACCCCACCGGCGACCAUACAAUUACUGCUUUUAAUGAAGUCGCCGAGUCCAUGCUUGGAAAGUCCGCUAAUGAAGUAAGCUACUUGUUGCAGAAUGACAAGGAAGGAUAUGGACGCUUGUUUGAUGAAAUCAAUUUUAAAACUUUCUUGUUCAAUUUGAGAGAAAAUUACGACAAUGAAGCACGGUUACGAACGACAGUGAUGAGCGCUCAACCGGUAAACUACAUGGAUGCCAACUCAAGAUUUGUCAAAAGUAUCAAAGCUCUAAGCGGAAUUCAAGUGUAAUUAUUUAUAUUUCCGACUAACAUUCGCUGCACAAGUCACUAAAAUGCUACUUACUUUAUUAAUAAUAUUUCGCAUUAAUUUACUUACAUGACAUCACAAUUAUUAUACUAUUAUAUAAAUCAUAUUUUCAUAUGCAUUUCCGUGCAUAGCAUAGGAUAAGGGUUACUUUAGUAACGGGCUACAUAUUAAUCAUUUUAAAAUUAAAUUAAGUAUCAUUGUUGAAUAAGAAUUAUUUACAUUCGUUAUUGAUUACACAAUUUAUAUAAAAUGUUGUUCCAUUAAAUUAAAAAAUGCUAUUGAAAAUAGCUUGACAUGAAAUGAAAUUAUACAUUUUUUUAGUAUACAAUUUUAUUUACAAAUUUAAUAUUUCUUAUACAUUUUGAGGAAACCACCUCCAUGUUACAUUUAUAAAACUAUAUAAUAGUUUAACUUUCAAUUAUAUUUACA